AUGUCCGACACCGAGUCCGUCGCCAGUGCCGGCACCGCCACCUCGGGGUACCACCUGAUGCACCACCUGAUGCCCGUCACCCUGAUCCAGAUGACGAAGACGGGAGAAUACGUCAUCAUUGGCAACCGCAAGUUCCGCACCCUGGAGUUGCAACAGGCUUUCGGGGGUACGUUGAACCCCGGUUUAGCUCCCUAUAAAAACUAUGAAGUCAAUCCGGCUCCCCUAGGGUUGGCGGCGUUCGCUUUCCUGACGUUUUGCUUGUCGUUAUAUAACGCGCAGGCGAUGGGGAUCAAAGUGCCCAAUGUGGUAGUCGGCGCCGCCUGCUUCUACGGGGGGGCAGCGCAAUUCCUCGCCGGCUGUUGGGAAUUCUAUACCGGUAACACUUUUGGUUUGACUGCUCUUUGUUCCUACGGCGCCUUCUGGCUUUCCUACGCCGCCAUCUUAGUGCCCGCGUUCGGCAUUUCUGGCCCUAAAAGUGGCUACGCCGAUGCCCCCGACCAAUUGCUGAAUGCCAUUGGCUUUUAUUUAAUCGGCUGGGCGUUGGUCACUUAUAUGCUAGCGCUGGUGACGAUCAGAUCGACGCUUGCCUUCUUCCUCCUCUUUUUGUUUUUGGCGAUCACGUUCACCUUACUCGGAGCCGGCGAGCUUACCGGUAAAGUUGGCGUCACCCGCGCCGGCGGCGUCAUGGGGGUAAUCACGGCCAUCGUCGGUUGGUACAACGCCUGGGCGGGGGUGGUGACGAAAACCAACUCUUAUAUCACUCAGCACCCGAUCCCCAUGCCCGAUUUAACUCCCAUCGUGCCGUGGCGACGCAACAAAAAGGAUUAA
Diutina rugosa is the source of this 828-nucleotide messenger RNA. Its product is annotated as acetate uptake transporter family protein. Bases 1 to 828 code for a protein of 275 amino acids. The transcript has a single exon. Gene Ontology annotation, molecular function: acetate transmembrane transporter activity. The record is from RefSeq and is a predicted model, not a curated record. Lineage: Eukaryota; Fungi; Ascomycota; Pichiomycetes; Serinales; Debaryomycetaceae. Gene Ontology annotation, cellular component: plasma membrane.